AUGAUCACGCUGGACCAGCCAACACACAGAGCCUUCUCUACGGCGGUGGCAUUCGUCGUCCUGACGUUCAUUUUUGUAGGACUGCGCCUUUUUCUACGCGCGCGAGCCAAGCAGCUCUCUUUCCUAUCCGAUGGCCUGUGUUUCGCAUCGCUCGUUCUUUUCUGUGCUUUCGUGGGGUUGAUGCUGGAGUAUAUCCUCAACAAUGGGAAAAGUGAUCCUUUCAAACCGUCCACGCCCACUGAUUUGGCCAAAUUCUUGAAGAUCCUAUACGUAGAACAAGUGCUCUUUACUUUCGAUAUUUCUUUGGUGAAGCUUAGCCUAUUGGCCCUGUACUGGAACGUCUUUGGAGUUCACCGCAAAACGAAAAUUGUCAUCGGGACCGUCACUGUCGGCUGCGUCAUAUGGUGCAUCGCGUUCACCUUCUUGGCUGCUUUUAGGUGUCGCCCCAUUGGUUAUGCAUGGGUGCCAGUCCCUCCUCCUGGUACCUGCAUGUCAAGAUCGGAUGUCUAUCUUCCACUAGAGGCUACCAACUUGUUCUUUGAUAUAGUUGUCUUGUGCAUUCCAGUCUUUACCAUUGGACAACUAAAGCUCUCGAAAACCAAGAAGAUCCCGGUUAUUGGGAUAUUCGUCGUUGGCGUUUCAGUUUGUGUUGCUAGUAUUGGCCGUCUCAUUGGAAUUACGCGAGGCGAUGGUGCCCAAAUGUUCUUUUGGUCGUCCAUGCAACUAGGGCUGGCAAUUGUCUGCAGUUGCCUUCCUUUGCUUGGUACAAUAAUACCGCGCAAGAAUAAAGCCACUUCAUAUUCGACGAGCGAGUAUAAUUCGUUUCGCGGUAGAGGAGGCAAUGGAUCGAUUAUGAAACUCACCGAAACUGACAGCAGAACUGAUUGCCCCUGGAUGCAGUCUUCAAACACGCAACGGCCAGAAAGAACACAGAGGGCAAGGGUUGACGAAGGAACAGACUCAGACUACGCUCUGGAAUCACUUCCAUCAAAGAAUACGGAACGGAAAGAAGUAACAGUUGUAUAG
Molecule: messenger RNA, 1026 nt
Organism: Clonostachys byssicola
Lineage: Eukaryota; Fungi; Ascomycota; Sordariomycetes; Hypocreales; Bionectriaceae
Source: the annotation of a GenBank genome assembly